AUGUCUACAAAAGAUGUUUUGAUCGUCGGGGCGGGACCAACAGGACUUGUGUUGGCCCUCUGGCUUCAACGACAAGGAAUCAGCUUUCGCAUUGUCGACCAAGGGAGCAGCCCAGCGCAAAACUCUCGCGCGCUGGUUGUCCAUGCGCGCAUAUUGGAGUUGUAUCGUCAACUUGACCUGGCUGACGAGCUCCUAAGCCAUGGAUACAAACUCCCAGCAACCAACGUUUGGGUGAAUGGUCAACACUGUGCCCGCAUACCGCUUGGUGAAUUCGGUAACGGAAUGACGCCGUACCCAUUUUUGCUGAUUAUACCACAAGACAAACACGAGGAAAUACUCGAAAAACGUCUUAACUCACUCGGAAUCUUCGUGGAGCGGCGUAAAAAACUUGAGAAGUUUUCGGAUGAUGGAUCAGGGAUCUACGCGACUCUCGUCAGUGAAGACGAUGGGGCAAAGUCCACCUGUGAAAGUGCUUACAUCGCUGGCUGUGAUGGAGCUCACUCGGCGGUUAGACAUACGAUAGGCGCCAAGUACGAAGGAGAGACCUACGCGCCAUAUUUCUACAUUGCCGAUGUAGAGACUGAAGAACAAGAAAGCCCUUUUUACAAUGGAGAGGCCCACCUGACAUUCGCCGACAAUUCAUUCAACCUAAUAAUUCCGCUCGCACAAGAAAGACGCAUACGUCUGAUUGGGACUACUAUACCCAAAGGCAGUGAUCAGCCAAUCGAUGAGUCUCAUCCUACUCCAGAACUGACUUUAGAGAGCGUGCUGCCGAACAUCAAGAAAACAUCGGGCAUAGAAAUCAAGAACAUCAAUUGGUUCUCUGCCUAUCGCUGUCAUCACCGAGUUGCCGAAAAUUUCCGCAAGGGUCGUGCGUUUCUUGUGGGUGAUGCGGCUCACAUUCACAGUCCUGUGGGUGGCCAGGGUAUGAACACUGGAAUAAUGGACGCCAUCAACUUAGCAUGGAAACUCGCCAGCGUCAUCAAGCAACCCUCAAUGUUAGAGGAGUCAAGAAAUAAGCUUCUUGAUUCCUAUCAAUCCGAACGCCGCUCGUUUGCACUAAGUGUCGUUGGUGCGACUGACCACGGUUUCACGGUUCUCACGAGUCCAAGCUUCUUUUCGCAUAUGCUCCGCACCUGGAUAAUCCCAUAUCUUGCUCCGAUAGUCACCAGAUUUAAAUCUACGCGCUCUGAGAUCUUUCGGCGUGGCUCCCAGCUCGUCUGCUCAUACCGAGACAGCCCUAUCAACCAAUCUUAUACAAAAGGGGGUACACUUCAGCCUGGUGAUCGCCUUCCGUGGGCCGAGACCGAAACAAGUGACAAUUUUUCGACGCUUACUGGUAUCUCCUGGCAAGUGCAAGUGUAUGGUGAAGAGUCACAGGUUCUUGCGCAGUGGUGUCGGAAAAGGAAUGUCAAACUCACUAUUUUCAAAUGGGAAUCAAGACAUGACCAGGUUGGACUGAAGAAGGAUGUCGCUUACCUACUACGCCCGGAUCAUUACCUUGCAGGCAUUUUUGAUCGGGAUCUUGAGUCCGAGAUGGAUGAUUACUUUUCAUCUCGCGGCCUUCAGUACUUGAACCCUAGAUGA
Penicillium waksmanii is the source of this 1587-nucleotide messenger RNA. Its product is annotated as putative FAD binding monooxygenase. The record is from RefSeq and is a predicted model, not a curated record. Gene Ontology annotation, molecular function: FAD binding. Lineage: Eukaryota; Fungi; Ascomycota; Eurotiomycetes; Eurotiales; Aspergillaceae. The transcript has a single exon. The coding region runs from base 1 to 1587 and encodes 528 amino acids.